Spodoptera littoralis (African cotton leafworm) is the source of this 642-nucleotide messenger RNA. NCBI's taxonomy places the organism in Eukaryota, Metazoa, Arthropoda, Insecta, Lepidoptera, Noctuidae. The record is from the annotation of a GenBank genome assembly.
AUGCUCUAUAGUGACUGUCUUGUUUUGAGAGGAAUCACAACCGCAAAUAUGCAUAUUUUCAGGUGCAUGCUGAGCAGCUUGGAGUUAGCAAAUGGAGCAUCGACAACAAAAGAUGGCGACUCUUCCAUAGUAUUCCCUGGACCAACACAAGAUAUAAAGAAUCGCUACGGAAAUGUUGUACCCGAAAAGUGCAAGGAUAUGAACUUUUGCACUGUGAAACCUAAUGACUACCCUCAAGAUUUGUUUAAUAAAAUUUUCAAAGGAAAAUUUAAGGAACCAAUAUUCCAGCCAACGUUUAUGAUGACAGAUGAUCGCCAAGGAGACCCAGACGAAGUGGAUGACUGUGACACUGUCGUGACGUUCGAGCCGCUUUACAAAGUAAAGUCCUUGGAAGGAGAGUGGCGCACAGUGGUCCAAGCUCCAGAAGAGAAUUAUUUACAGAUGGUGCGAAUUGAAUCAUGCAAAUCAGUUGGAAGUGCCUGUUUCACAUCGUUCAGGGAUCCUACGGGGCUGAAACCAUUUUGCAAACAAAAAUAUAGUGUAUGGGAGUUCCUCGUCCACGAUGGUAAAAAUGGAACAGAAAAAAUUAAAGUGAAUCUACCCACCUGCUGUGCCUGCCAAUAUAAGAGGUCAUUGGCAUAA